AUGGGAGAGUGGCAGAUGAAGUGGCAGAUGAAGUGGCAGAUGAAGAGGCAGAUGGAGAGGCAGAUGAAGUGGCAGAUGAAGAGGCAGAUGGAGAGGCAGAUGAAGUGGCAGAUGAAGAGGCAGAUGGAGAGGCAGAUGGAGCGACACUUGGAGAUAUCGCAGAUCGUGAGACUGCGAGGCGCAAAUUGCCACGAGAACGAGAGGGACGUGGUAUCCGAGAUCUUUCGUCCGCUGCGUCCCGUGCACCCGUCCGCGAACGCCAUUUUCCCGCUCGGCUAUCGACAGAUAGUACCUGCCUUCCAGCGCUCAGCAUCGACCCACGCUGUCGCUGCUCGCGACGCGACAUCCGCACGAACCCAUGCGAACAGCAAAUUCGUAUGCACCUCUCCGCCCGGGUCUCUGCCCUCAGCCGCCGUCAAUCUUCGACACAUUGGCCCGGGCAUCUACCCAGUCAUGUUCACUUCCAUGACGUGUCGCUGGCUACAUCCUUCUCUCAUUCGCAAGCCGCUCGCGGUGGAUACACAGAAUAAUGCACUGUCAAGAAGCAACACCUCCCAAGGAUCCUACAAUUCAGCCACAAAGUCCAAGCAGCCAUACAUACAUCGAGAAUGGCGCAAGCGCUGCCUAGGUUGGCGAGGUCUGAGCGUACUUUCAAGGAUCGCACGCAAGGAUCUCUGCACGUCGCCACGGGACUCCCCAUCCUCACCCCUCACAACCGACAAUCCCUUCCUCAACCACCACAUCCCCGCAGCUCUCCACCUUUCCGAAAUCGAGGUCGCUCCGCCACCCGCAAGCAAUGCACAAGCGACGGCGGGUGUGGAGGUGCAUGGCAGCGAGGAUGGUAGUGGUAGUGUUGCGGAUGAUAGUCGAAUAGAGACAAUGACUGCUGGACGACGACGACGACGACGACUGCGUGGUCGGAUUAGUGGACAGGUAUUUGAGGAUGGGCGUGAGGAUGUGGUUGUUGGGGGUGGGAACGUUGUCGCUGGGGAUGAUGGGUAUGGGCGUGUGAUGAGUCGGCUCUCGGUUUUCGAUGAUAAGCUUAAGGAUGCGCUCAUUGGGAGUGGGAACGUUAGAGAUGACGGGUAUGGGCGUGCGAUGAUCAGUAUGAGUGUGAUGGGAGUUUUGAGUAACAAUAAGCAGAGUCGCUUUUCGCCUUCUUCUUCUUCUUCUUCUGACGAUGAAGACGACGUCGACGAUGACGACGAUGCGGCCAACUCCAACAGCAGCGCCUCCUCAGCAGCCAAGCGAACAGACAUCGACAGCACCACCCCCCCAAAGCACCUCACCGCCAAAUCCUCCCUCGCCUCCUCUAGCGACGACAGCGACGCCAUAGACCCAGACCAGAAAGAGGACCAGAAAAACGAGCAGAAAGAGGCCACCACGAACCUGCACCCGCAUCUCCGAUGGGAGGCAUCAUCCGAGAAAGUAAGGUAG
Molecule: messenger RNA, 1437 nt
Organism: Zymoseptoria tritici IPO323
Lineage: Eukaryota; Fungi; Ascomycota; Dothideomycetes; Mycosphaerellales; Mycosphaerellaceae
Exons: 8
Coding region: 1-1437 (478 amino acids)
Source: RefSeq, a predicted model, not a curated record